CCUCCAGAGUAGAAACGGAGUUUGGGAAACUUUGGUCCGGUCGAUGUGACGGGGUCAGGCGUGCUGAUGAGGUGAACCUCGAGGUUGGAACAUGGGCCUUCUGGUGAGGAUCCGGAAGGAGUGGUUCAUCCUCGGGAUAGUGCUGGUUAUCAUAUCGGCCAAACUGCAGCCCAGCGUCGGCGUCAAAGGAGGUCCACUAAAGCCAGAGUUCACCAUAACGUACGUCGCCGUCUCGCUCAUCUUCUUCAACAGUGGCCUGUCGCUGAAAACAGAGGAGCUGACCAGCGCGUUGCUUCACGUGCGCCUCCACCUGUUUGUCCAGUCAUUCACACUGAUUUUCUUCCCGCUGGCCAUCUGGCUGCUGCUCAAAGUGCUCGUGCUCACCGCCAUCGACCAAUGGCUGCUCAAGGGCUUACAGACGGUGAGCUGCAUGCCCCCGCCCGUCUCCUCUGCUGUUAUUCUCACCAAGGCUGUCGGAGGCAACGAGGCUGCUGCCAUCUUCAACUCAGCGUUUGGAAGCUUCUUGGGAAUCAUUGUGACGCCGCUGCUGCUGCUGCUGUUUCUUGGCUCUUCAUCCUCCGUUCCCUUCUCCUCCAUCUUCUCUCAGCUCUUCAUGACCGUCGUGGUGCCUCUGAUCCUGGGUCAGGUGUGUCGAGGUUUCCUCAGGGAGUGUCUGGAGCACAGGAAGCCGCCAUUCGGCACCAUCAGCAGCGCCGUCCUCCUCAUGAUCAUCUACACCACCUUCUGUGACACCUUCAGUAACCCCAACAUCGAGCUGGACCCCACCAGUCUGCUGCUGGUCGUCCUCAUCAUUUUCUCCGUCCAAGUCGGCUUCAUGCUGCUGACGUUUGUGGUUUCUACCAGGCCUGGCUCAGGUUUCAGCUCUGCAGACACUGUCGCCAUCAUGUUCUGCUCCACACACAAAUCACUGACUCUGGGUAUCCCUAUGCUGAAGAUCGUGUUUGAGGGCUACGAGCAUCUCUCUCUGAUCUCAGUCCCGCUAUUGAUCUACCAUCCGGCUCAGAUCCUGCUUGGCUCCGUCCUCAUCCCGACCAUCCGCAGCUGGAUGACCACCCGGCAGAAGGCGGUGAAACUGUUGUACGUUCAGCCCGUCUGACAAGGAUGGUGUUUGUACUUUGAUGCAAAGUGGACUAAGAUGGAGGGAACAGUAGUCGUACAGUAUGUGCCUUAUUACAGCCAAACAACAGAGACCUCAGCGUGGUGGAGUGGACAAGGCUCGCUAUUUAGACAAAAAAACUCCUGUUUCAUAUGUCAGUCACAUGUUCUUUUAUAUUUAAAAGAAGAAAAUGUUUUAUUUUUUAUGGAAUACCUAAAAAUUCCUGCAGAAGGAGGACAGCUGUUUUGUUUCUUUGUUUUUUAACAGUGGGAAUAUUUAGUUUGAAACUUGCACCUACCAGCAAGAAAAAGAAAUGGUGGUGUUACUGGGACCGUUCUUUUUUUCAUUUUGUUGCUAUUUUCUACAUUUUUCUACUCUUGGCUGUCACUGCCAGAAAAUGUGAACGUUUGUUGGUGCUGCAUUAUCUGAUAUGUUAUACAGUAACAGCAGCUGUUUUGGUUUUUGACACUUUCUCAAAUAAGGUUUGUGUUUGGUGACAAGAAGCAGUGUUGCAGUGACACUUUCAAGGUCGUGGUGUUAAUGAAUAAUCAACCCGAAUGAACAUGAACAUUGAGGUAGAGAGUCUGAUUUAACAGGUAAAUACCAUCAUCUUUUUUUGGAUCUUUCCAGAUUUUUAUGUCUUUUCUUGCAUUAUUUGCACUUCUACUGCGUGUGUGAAUUCUUGUCAACGCCAUUUUCUAUACACUUUGGAUUCUGACCAACAUUUGUACCUUGAACCAGUGAGGAGGCAGACAUCUAAAUGUUUAUGAUCAAGGGUCAUACCAAGUAGCUGUUACCCUCUGCAGUAAAGUCCAGAAAAAAGUUUGAAAUUCCAGAAUAAUGCAAAAAAUGAAGGUGUACAUACACAUCUGUAUGUAGACGAUAUCCUAUUCUUUAUCUAAGCGAUGUAGUAGUUACAUCAUUUUGUCAAUACUGUAGUCCACCAGCUACAAUCAUCAAAACCAGUUUAAGGAAAUGAAUGUAUUGGAAAAGUAUGAGAUUGUGGAACUAAAUUCAGUAGGAGGAUUUUUUUAUGACCUGAUAAUUAGACUGAAUUUUUACUUGAUGUCCCUCUAGCUAACUUUUGGAUUCAAAUUCUUGACUGUUGGGGAGAGAGAGAGAGAAUCAAAACAAACUCAGUCAGUAACCAGCCAUACUGGUUUUAAAAAAAGCAUCUCAUAACCUUGGUCCAGCGGGGCAUGGAAGAAGUGCUGUGUGGAUUUCAACAACAAUGGCCACAAAGGCAAGACAUAAACACAAGGCCUGAAGAUGGUGGGGGUGGGGUGUGUAGUACAGCAGGGAGACAAUACUUCUGGACAGUUCUUUACUUGAUUUGUCUGAAUUUGUGCUAAAUCCUAGUGAAUGCAGCUUUAAAAGCUGUGAAAUGUGGGCAGUGUUUGAGGUCUGGAACCAGAUUAACAGAACCACCUGUAUGGCAGGGUGACGGGGAAUGUAUCAUCAACAACCAAUCAUAUUACCCUGUUUGUCCAAGUCUGUUCCUACAAACACCACAGUAUUUUUAGAAACGUUAGCUGCCUCGUGACCUUAAGUCUAUGGACCAAAUUGACAUACAAAAAAAGUGUGAUACUUUGCUCACUGGCACUUCAGCAGCAUUUGCAUAAGUUAGUCUUCCUAUGAUGCCUUACAACUGUAUACAUUCAGAAAAAUGAAUGUAGAUGUACGCAUCUCCCUGAGUGUGUGUUUCUGUAACCAAGCAGGUUAUUGGGGAAUGACCUGCUUGGUGCACACAACAAGCCAAAGCCUGUUUCUUCACUGUUUCCCUGUUUACUUGGAUUGAGACGAACACAAUGAGCAACUGUGGCUCUUACUUUCCAGUGUGGUUGGUAGAGAUUGUCUCUAGGGGGGGCUGUGGCUCAGGAGGUAGAGCAGGUCACCUGCUCACCAGAAGGUUGACUGGUCCGAUUCCUUUCUCCAGUCCACAUGUUGAGGUGUCCUUGGACAAGACACUGAACCCCCAGUAGCAGUGUGAGUGCGAAUGGAUGAAUGGGCAAACAAUGUGCUGCAAUGCAUAGAAAGGCAUUAUACAAGUAAAAGACCAUUUACCAUCUCUGAUGCUGAUGCUAUGAGAAUACUGAGGCCUCUGCAGCACAAAUGCCACUUCACUGGUCAUCCAGUAACUGAAGUUUACAGUCGAUAUCUGUCUGUUUUCAGUGCAAUUGUUCUGCCUGUUGUGGAUGAAAGACAGUGGAUGGGGGAUAUGUAUGGGUUUGUUCUUACUUGUUAAUAAAAAAAGACAAAUGG
Molecule: messenger RNA, 3379 nt
Organism: Monopterus albus (swamp eel)
Lineage: Eukaryota; Metazoa; Chordata; Actinopteri; Synbranchiformes; Synbranchidae
Gene: slc10a7
Product: solute carrier family 10 member 7
Exons: 12
Coding region: 92-1117 (341 amino acids)
Cellular component (GO): plasma membrane
Source: RefSeq, a predicted model, not a curated record